Molecule: messenger RNA, 1639 nt
Organism: Phalaenopsis equestris
Lineage: Eukaryota; Viridiplantae; Streptophyta; Magnoliopsida; Asparagales; Orchidaceae
Product: DNA ligase 1-like
Exons: 2
Coding region: 57-1469 (470 amino acids)
Source: RefSeq, a predicted model, not a curated record
UUUUCUCUUGUUUUGCAUCUGCUUAAGUAGGGAUAGAGAGAGGAGAUGCAGUUGGUAUGAGAUUCUCAAAGGAAAAAAUGGCAGGAUUUAACAGCAGGAAGAGGCCCUAUGGCUUGCUCCUUCUACUGGCUCUCGCCAUGGCGGCGACCUGCGCGGUGGUGCUUCACCAGCUCAGGGAAGGCAGAGUUCUCGGCCUUCUGCUCCAGGAAAGAGACCGGCAGCUUCUCAACUUUCAGAUAUUAUUGCAGAAAGAAAGAGAAAACUCAAAAGAAAUGAAAAGAAAAUUAUAUGAUAUGAAAGCAAAGAUUUUUACUUUUAGAAACCAAAAGAUGGAGCUUACUGAUAAGCUCGCCGAGGCUCGGAACACUGUAGCUCAGCUUAAGAAUCUGAAGACUGAGCUGGAAGCAGCUUUAGUGGAGAAACAAAUCCAAGUUGACAAAUUAACAGAUAAAACAGAAGAAUUCAUCUCAAUAAAUCUCAAAUUUGCAAACCUAACAUCACUUCUGAGGGAAAAAGAAGCUGAAGUUGAAGAAAUGAAGAGAAGUCUUGCAAGAGAAGAUCUGGCAGAGAAUUCAACAGCACAGAAUGAAAAUUCUCAAUCUGAAAGCUUUAGUAUUAGUGAGGAAAGAAGAGGAGAAUGGGCUGAAGUUCAGAAAAAGAAGGAUGAAGUUGGCCUGAAAGCUGAAAAUGCAAGCAGUAUGGAUCAAAAAGAAGCUCAAAAAGUUCUACAAUAUAAUCUGAAAAAUCAAACUUUGGGUUUUAAAGAAAUGAAUGUAACAGGUGGUGGUGAAGGCGAUGCAAAAACAAGCGAAGAAAUGGAGAAUCAAAUGAAAGAAAAUGAGUUAAAUAGAACUGAAAGUGCAGUGAAAGACAUUGUUAGAGAUGAUAGGAUAAUUGGGUCUUCUUCAGGUCAGAAUCAGCAUGAUUUGGCAGAGAAACCUCAAGUUACAGAAGUCAUGAAAAAUUUCUCAAUCGAUAAUAAAAACACAGCAGAUUCUGAAACUGGUGAAAGAAAACUUCCCAGCUUGAAAGAAGAAAUGGAAGGGAUUGAAGAAGUAAGAGAAACCAGGGGAAAUAAAAAUCCAGAAACUAAGAAUGACAAACCAGAAGAUCAGAAGGAGAGAGAUGAUGAUAACUCAGAAGAAGCAGGAGAAAGUAGCAGCUCAAAAGAUCUUCAGCUUCAAGAAAUUAAUAGCUCUGAAAGUAUUCGAAGUUCUCAAGAGAAUGGAAAUGGCUUCACUGAAACAUUACAGAAGGAAGCAGGAAGGGAAGCAAAAUUCAUGGGGCAGUCAGAAACUGUAGAAAAUACUGAAGAAAGUGAAACAAGAAGGAAGAACACUGAUGAGAAGCAAGAAGAACCUGAAAGUCAGCCUGAGAAAGCUGAGAGUUUUGAAAACAAACAGAAUAUAUUUUCUUCUGACACCGUUGAAAGAGGCAACUCGAACAACUUCAUCGAAGACGAACGCUAGGAAUAAAAAGAAAACAUGUGUGCACUAGCUGAUAAAGCUGAAAUUUAGAUUUCUAUAAUUUUUGUUUAGUCAUGGUUACAACUUAGCAGUAUUUCGAUCUUGUUUUAUGGGAUUUAUAAAAUCCAACUUGUAGCCAAACAGCAACUAAAUUAAAAAUAAAAAAAAUUGGG